UAAAAAUGUUUUCAAACUAAAAUCCGUCUGUUAUAAAAUGGAUUUAAAAUUAAAAUUUAAAUCUCUGAUCGGUAAACAGGACAGUGUUCAAUCUCCAACAACUGAUUUUAGUUCAGAACAAUUUAAAAAGGAACCAGCUGUUGCCAAGUUCAAGUUUUACCAGCCCUCGAAUCCUCUUGAAGAUCAGGAAACAAUAGAUGGUAUUGAAGAAGAAUAUUACAAAGAUGAAACGUUUGAUACAAGUCACUUUGAGUUGGAGAAAUUAAAUGAUAUCUGUGAGCGUGACCAAAUUAACACCGAUAGAAUACGUCUUAGGAAGCAGUUAGAAGCGGUUUCCAAGAAGAUCUCGGAGCUGAUUUUACAGAAUCACCCAGCAUAUGCUGCAGAGUUACAGGAAGUGAUGGAUCUGCAGAAAAAACUCCAACUAGCUGGAGUCAUCUGCAGAAAAGGCAGAAAACAGUUGUCGUGGGCGAGAGAAAGUUUUACCACAGCAAGUCUUGGCCUGCUGGCUAACUAUCGGAAGAGACAGCAGCUUGUGGGUCUGCUCAAGUCACUCCGCACCAUCAAAACACUGCAACGGACAGACCUCAGGUUGCGAGAAAUGAUGGAGGAGGAAGAUUAUUGUGGGGCCAUUCAGCUGUGUCUAGAAUGUCAGAAGGCAGCUAGUACUUUUAGACAUUACAAAUGCAUCAGUGAAUUGAGUUCUAAACUUCAAGACACUCUAGAAAUGAUAGAAGAGCAGCUCGAUGUAGCACUAUCAAAAACCUGUGUCAGCUUUGAUGUGCCUCACUAUGAAAAGGUCCAAACUGCGUACAGGCUGCUUGGGAAAACACAGACUGCGAUGGACCAGCUUCACAUGCAUUUCGCCAGUGCUAUUCACAACACAGCUAACACCAUAGUCCUGGGCUAUGUAGAGCUCUACUCUGGAACAAGCAGAACCAACUUCCAGAAGAGACAGUAUGCAGACUUGUGCAAGCAUAUUACUAUUGAAAGCUUCACUCCGUGCUUGAUUGACCUGUGUAAGGCUCUGUGGGGUGUGAUGAAGAGUUACUACCAGACCAUGCAGUGGCAUGAAACUCACGACCAAGACAUCGUCUCUGAAGCGGGUGAACCAGGAAGCCAGGUUGAAUUUACCUUUAAUAGACGCUAUGUUAUGAAAAAAUUAGAGUAUGGUCGACUGAGAAUUUGGCAGGAUGUGCAGCAGAAAGUUAAAACCUUUGUUCUUGGGACAGACAUAUCUGGGUUCAAGUUGGAGGAGUUUAUCAGUGUUCUCGAUCUCAUUAACAGAAUGAUAGAAAUAGGAGAAGAAUUUUGCAGAAGCAAAUCUGAAGGUCUUCAAGAUUCACUGAAGCAACAGAGUUUAAACUACUUUCGAAACCAUCACAGAGCUCGUCUGGAUGAGUUGCGGAUGUUUCUGGAAAACGAAGGAUGGGAACUUUGUCCUGUGAAGUCAAACUUCUCAAUUUUACAACUUCUAGAAUUUCGCUUCAUGCGAAACUGGCAAAACAAAAUACCAGCUAUACAGUCUCCAGAAUCUGAUGGAUUGAUACUCAGCAUAGAUGUUCCCAAUAAUCCAAACAACUCGGGCUAUUUCACACGCUUUCUCAUCAAUGGUAAUCCAUUUGACACGCAGCAAGAUGAGGAGGAGAAAGAGGAUGUAUUCUCUGGUGCUGGGGACAAUGAUCACGAUGGCUAUGGUGAUUCUGACAGCGACUCUGAUGUACCCGAUGAGCUCAAACAGGAUUACAUCGAUGAGCUGACUGGUGAAACUCGCUCUCACAGGUAUACGCGGCAGAGGUCAAAAGGUAAAGGACAGAAGCAUGCUCCAUUUAUCACAAAUACAACGCUGAAUGUACUGAGGGUUGUAGGAAAGUACUUGCAGAUGAUGACUGUGCUCAAACCAGUUGCCUUUGAUGUGAUCAACUACAUGUCCCAGCUUUUCGAUUAUAUCCUAUACACAGUACAUGCAUUUUUUGGAACAGAUACUAGUGUGUCAAGUGACAAGUCUGUCAACAACCGGCUUAGUGCAACACUCCAACGUAUCCGUGACAACAUGAUUGCUUCAUCUCCUGAAAGUGGAAGCAUGGUUACCGAGAUGACAGAACACAGAGACAGAGUGCCACCAGCAACGAUGUCACCUAUUGUAGAUCUGCAUUCACCCAAUCGGCUGUUUGGCUUGGCAGAGCGGGUCGUGGCAACUGAAUCAUUGGUGUAUCUAGCAGAGCAACUUGAAUUUCUUCAACCAUUUUUAGAGAGUAUGAUUCCACCAACCAAAAAAGCAUUUCUUCAGCAGUUUUACUCUCAGACUGUCAACAUGGCUGUGGAAUUGAGGAAGCCCAUCUACAAGGCGGUUGCAGCUCAGGCGAUUGACUACAGCUUCAUCCUGCACCAGAUGAGUAACGUCCGGUGGGAUGUGAAGGAGAUCAUGUCUCAGCACAAUCCCUACAUCGACACCUUGUUGAAUUAUAUGGUUGAUUUUAAAAACAAGUUGGCGGAGGUGGACAAGCACGUGCCAUUACCUAAAGCGGUUCUCAGUCUGUUGUGGGAGCACUGUGUGAGGCUGGCCAACAAGACAUUUGUAGAUGGGUAUUCCAAUGCAAGGAAAUGCAGCAAUGAAGGCAGAGCUUUGAUGCAGCUGGACUUUCAGCAGUUUAUUACAAGGCUUGACCGUAUGAUUGACUUAAAACCCAUCCCGGAUAGAGACUUUGUUGAGAUGUACAUCAAGGCCUACUAUCUGCCAGAAAGCCAGCUGGAGUCCUGGAUUCAGGACCACAAGGAAUACUCCAGCAAACAGCUCUUGGCACUGAUUGGUUCUGUCGAUCAUAUCAACAAGAAAGCCAGACAACGAUUGAUCAAUAUUAUUGAAGAUAUAGACAAGAUCCGGAGAUAGCGAAUCAAAUGAAUAAACAUGAGCUGUGAUUAUCCGAUAUUCAGAGGACCACUUUGAAAUUAAAUAUAAACUUGAUUGUAAAAGUUAAUACUGCAGAAUAUUCUAAGAAUAUAGCAGUGGAUACAUUUGAAUAGGUAUAAUAAGCCACCAAAGGGGUAAUAAGCCAUCACACAGACACAUCUCUUUUAGGGAGCAUUUUCAAUAUGAUUUCCCUUUUAUUAAAAUAUAUGUACAUGUAUACUGAUUUUUGAUAGAUAGCAGAUACAAAUUGUGAGGAUGAAUUUUAAAAAACACCAAUUAUAUCAAAAAAAAUUUACAUUAAUGUUUUCAGUUUUGAUUUUGUUAUAGUUUUGUUAAAUCUUAAUUUAUUUUAAUAUUAAUUUUAUGUCAAUGUCAAUGACAUUGGAAACCUCCAUACGAGUUAGUCACAUUCCACUACCACCAAAAGUUAAGAAAUGUCAAUCAUAGCCGAGUUAAUGAAAGUCUGAGUGCUAUUGAAUGACUAGGGAGGGGGGUAUUUUUUCAAUCAGUCGCAUAUAAAAUGUAAUAAUUUGUAAUAAUAUGUAUUUAUGUAACAAAAUUCCUUUAACCUUCCACCGAUUAUAUAUUAUAUCUCAAGUGUUUCCUACCCCACCACAUGUGAUGAUUUUUGGAAUAGUCCUUUGAGUGGUAGUCAAAUCUUGAAAAACUACCACAAAUAUGGCACCUUUGUCAAUAUAGCUGACCUAAACACUGCCAUGGGUUUUACUAGAACUCGUAUGUAUCAUGUCUGUGUGUGUGUGUGUUUAUAUAUAUAAUAUGUAUAUGUAUAGGUAUAUAUAUAUAUAUAUAUGUGUGCAUAUAUACCGCAGAUAUAUACAUAUACAUACAGUCAGAGUUUGAUAACUCAAAUUGCGAUCACUCGGAGAAACUUUGAUCUUCAAACUGAUCCACUGGGUCCCAGCCAGUUUUCUAUACAAACUAUUAAUACUAGACUUUAAAUCUCAAACCUUGAAAACAGUAAAAGCUUGACCUCUCAAAGUAAAUUAUUGUCCAAGAAUAUAAAUUUAAUAGUUAUUCAGCUUCCAAAACUCGAAAUGUGCAAGUGAUCAAACUGUUGUUGAUGACAAAAGAAUGAUUUUUUAAAAUUGAAAACAUAUUUUAUUGCAUAAACAAAUCAUGUCUAUCUCAGCAAGUGUUAGGAGUUGAUAUUUUUGUGGUAUGUGAAACGAAGUGUGCCCGUCUGUUGGGUUGUUUGUGUUUAUCUGACUACCUUCAAAGAUGCUGCCUGUUAUCUGAAUGUUCCCAAUUCCUUGUAAUUUUAAUAACUCUGUUGGGAAAGAUGAUAUUAGAUGUUACAAUUUUUUGUGAUAUAAAAUAGCUUUGUUAUUCUAAAUAUUUCUGUUGUGCAAACUUGUUUUAUUUUGUUAAUUACCAUGUCUAUUAGUUCUGUUAAUUACUAUGACUUUUUAUUUUAUUUUAUUUAUUGGGUUUUACAAUAUAUUAGUACACAAAAGGAACAUGCGUUUAGACAAAUUGAAAUGAAGUUGUCCACUGUACUUGCAGUUUCAAUUUUGAGUAUCUCAUAUGAAUUUCUCCCAGAAACUCGAAUUCUCUAUCCCCUGCAAUUUCAAGUUUCUGAAGUUUGACUGUGUAUGUAUAUGUGUCUAUUGAAAUUGCUAUUAUACAGUAACUUAAUAUAUUGUAAAUCAAUUUUUAAAAUAAAAAAAUUUGGUGAACAUUUAA
Gigantopelta aegis is the source of this 4615-nucleotide messenger RNA. Its product is annotated as syndetin-like. The transcript is spliced from 26 exons. Lineage: Eukaryota; Metazoa; Mollusca; Gastropoda; Neomphalida; Peltospiridae. Gene Ontology annotation, molecular function: SNARE binding. The record is from RefSeq and is a predicted model, not a curated record. Gene Ontology annotation, biological process: endocytic recycling; retrograde transport, endosome to Golgi. The coding region runs from base 38 to 2890 and encodes 950 amino acids. Gene Ontology annotation, cellular component: EARP complex.